Messenger RNA from Portunus trituberculatus (swimming crab), 3759 nucleotides. Its product is annotated as ras-related protein Rab-28-like. NCBI's taxonomy places the organism in Eukaryota, Metazoa, Arthropoda, Malacostraca, Decapoda, Portunidae. Gene Ontology annotation, molecular function: GTP binding; GTPase activity. Bases 304 to 978 code for a protein of 224 amino acids. The record is from RefSeq and is a predicted model, not a curated record. The transcript is spliced from 6 exons. Gene Ontology annotation, cellular component: endosome; Golgi apparatus.
ACUGCACUUGAGUCCUGCACAUAAUGAGGCAGGGACGUGCAGACAUCGAGGAAAAAGGCUAACUGGCAUCCUUCCGGCUAGCAACCCCCACCUGGCGACGGCGGCGGCGGGGCCAAACACAGGCGAGGGGAGCUGGCGCGCCCUCCACCGUUCACCUGCUGCCCGGGGACGCCCUCACGCCGCCCACCAACACGCCCCGCUGUGAAGCUGGAGGAGGAGGAGGAGGAGCGAGAGCGUGGCAUGUGAGGAGGAAGGUCGCGGCGGCUCCUGCAGGCUGAGCGAGGCAGGGCAAAGAGCAGCGCGAUGUCAGACUCUGAGGAGGAGGCAGUGGAACGGCAGGUGAAGAUGGUGCUUGUGGGGGCGCCGCAGGUGGGCAAGACUUCCCUCGCCCUCAGGUACACACAGGACUCCAUCAACAAGGUGUACCAGGCGUCGAUGGGGGUGGACUUUUACCUGAAGAGGCUGGUGCUGGGGAACGAGCGGAACGUGAACGUGCAGGUGUGGGAUGUGGCGGGAUCAGCGCUGUCCGGCAAGAUGACUGACAAGUACCUGUAUGGCGCCCACGCUAUUCUCUUCGUGUACGACGUCACCUCCACGUCCAGCCUGGAGGCGCUGCAGCCGUGGGUGACGACUGUACGCAAGGCCGCCCGCUCCCAGGAAAGGCCACCCAUCCAAGCCCUGGUGGCGAACAAGGCUGACUUAGAGCACGCCAGACAGGUGAAGAGUGACCGCCACCACAGGUUCGCCUCCGAGCACGGUAUGAGCUCCUACGUGGUGUCGGCUAAGACUGGCGAAGGCGUGUCACUUACUUUCCAGAAGCUGGCGGCGGAGCUUCUGGGAGUGCGGCUGACGAAGGCGGAGCAGGAACAACAGCAGCCUGUGGUCACGGCGGAAAUCGUCACUUUCCAAGAGGCGACACUCCCGAAGGUCCCCGCCGUGACCACCAGCAGCUCCUCUUCGGUGUGUAGAGUCAUGUAGCAGCUGAUGCCCUCGCCUCCCGGACACCAGAUCGCCGCACCCCUCGCCGACACACGGAUACACGGACAUGAGGUUGUGGUGCCCUGUGAGGUUACUCGUGAUAUGGACACUGUUAUUAUGGACUCUUUUCCUCCUUGUGUCCGAUGUGGUGACGGUGUUUGGUGAUCGCAGUGUCCGGGUGGUCCUGAAGUGUCCAAACUCUAUGCUUUAAUUACCUGUGGCUUUUGCCGCGCCGCUGUGCUAAGGUUACAAGUGGAGAGUGUGAGUGUUAUGUGAGUGGAAUGUCAUACAGAGGCCAAAACACAGGACAUACAAACAGUAACACAACACAAACGCCUUAUUUGCUUAGCGGCGCCACGGGGGCUGCGGGCGGUGCCAUCGGCGGCGGCAGAGGCGGCGGUGGUGACGUGUGCCGCGGAGGCCUGACCCUGAUGAGGCAAGGCGAGAGACUGUCCAGGUGUGUGAGGUGGAGGUGUGUCUUGUCCCAUGCAGGACUGUGAGGAAAGCAAGAAGGAUAACGCUGACAAGCAGGCCAUCUUUGCCGUUAUUCCUCGCGCGAUGUCUGUUAUGAAUUCCUCACACUUGCUCUCAUGUCAGUAAAGAGGCAUCUGUUAUAUAGUCGCGGAUUAUCGCUGAGUAAUUAACUAAACUCUGAAUUGGUUGUUUCCUCGCGUUUCUUCUCUUUUAACGGGAGUCAUCGAGUAACUCAACAUCAACAGCUUUGUAGUGACUCAAACACGCCAGUCUUCAUACAGUAUAUACAAGGUGCUCUGUAAGGUAUUAAUUCUUCAUGAGAACCUGCUUUCAAUUUGAGCGCGGAGUCUCUAGUGCCGCUGUCUCUCCUGUGCCGACCAGCUGGACAAGGAAGGCGCCGGUGAAAUCCUUGCGUGGAAGAUAUUAAAACACACACAGCCACGUGCUCGAGUCCUGGCAAGUCUUUUUUUUUUUUUUUAUGUAAGAUGGAAAAUCUGGCCAAAGGCAACUAAAACGACUAAACAAAAAUGCCCACCUAGAAGCCUUGUGUCUAACUUCUUGCUUAGCGCGCGGCCAGCCUGCGAUGUGCCGCACUGCAUCACUUUUGAAUCGUUCGCUUUUCUCCAUAAUCUUUUCCUGCUGCGGCUGUGACCCGAUGCUAAGAUGCUGUGGUGCACUUGACGCAUCUCACCCACCGUUGCUCCACUGUAACUCAAACCAGGUGGUGCUGUGAUGCUGAGGUGAUGAUGUGCUGGUGGUGUUGUGUUGUGCCGCCCGCCGCCCUCCUGACGUAACAGCCGCCCACGCCUUGAGCCGUCCACGCCCACACCAACACAUGUCCAAACACUUCCGUCCGCCCGCCAGCACCACGAGGGUCACUCACCGACUCACCAAACAGGACUGGCGCCGCCCACACUCAUGGCACCACUUAAGUUCAAAUGUAAUCAGAGGACAUGAGAAGGAGAGGGAGAGAGAAAGAGAGAGCGAGAGAGAGAAAGAAAAAAAGAACAAAAUAACAAGAGAACAGUUUCCACAUGGCCGCUUACGUUCAGUGCUAAGAAAUUAAUGUGCAAAAUUUCAAAGUAAUUAUUUUGUGCCUCCGUCGGUCGUGUUAAGGCGCUGAAAAUGUUGAAUGCCUGACCUCAACUACUCACAACAGGUUCUAAAGGGAGGUUUCUGUUUUCAAGAGGAGAUUUAAUGAUUCCAGUGACCGUUCAACAGGCUCGUGUGAAAGUUAUCAAUUUUCAAGCGUUUUCAUGAUUUUUGUGAUAGUUUAGCAAGGACUCAACACUGUCAAUCAAAAUAAAUACCUAAGAGAGCCAGACAAAUCAUCUCUGGCCUUUCAACACCUUCAGUAUUGGGACACAUUUCUACACUGAGAUUUGUGUACGAUAAGGCCAUUUUAUUGACAUUAGGAAGGGUCUAUGGAGGUCAGAAGAUUAAUGGCCAGAGUCUUCAUUAUUUCUAACCCCGACAUAAGUUUCUGAAGCUGUAGAAAGACAAUAAAUGGUAAACAGAAUGAAUAUGGAAGCACAUCAUGGCACUGAGGGGGUUAUCAGGUUCUGUGGAAGUUAUCAAUUUUUCAAGCGUUUUCAUGAGUCUUGUGAUAGUUUAGUAAGGAUUCUGCGCUGACAAUGAGAAUAAACACCCGAGAGAACCAGGCAAGUCAUCUGUGGCCUUUUAAAAAUGUUCCUGUUGGAAGCAUGAAUAAAAAACACUUGCCUUGCCAUUCAACAUAAACCAGUGGCGAAGGCUAUCACUCUCCCCUCCACCACCUACACACACACACACACACACACACACACACACACACACACACACACACACACACACACACACACACACACCUCCUUUAAAAUAUUCCAAUCAAUCCACUUCAUUCCGUCACCGUCUCGGGCUGAGCGGUGAGCGGCGCCUCUCAGCCUCCUCUUUGUUUACCCUAGGCCUGACUCCAUCUCAAACAUGCCAUAACAUAACUUUCUCCGGUUUCCUCUCAGAUUCCAAGCCACUCACUUACUGUUUCUAUUCGCGGCGCUUCAGGUACCGCCCCUCUCUCGUUCCCUUAGCGGUGAUUACGUCAACUGUAGCUCAUGUUGUGUUGCCUUCAGGGUAAAUUUGUAUAGUUUGUUUUUCUUUGCCUUUGGAUAGUGGAAGAUUUUUUUUGCGUUCCUUUUUACGCUCCCUCGCCUUCACUGACUUGACAGAAACAAUCAUUCCUGAGAGUUUGAAUGCAGUAGUUAGUCUCCUUCAGUUGUUGAAGAAUCGAUCUAUGUAGGGAGUAGAUCAAUAAAGAGGAAGUAUAUUGGU